Molecule: messenger RNA, 1899 nt
Organism: Indicator indicator
Lineage: Eukaryota; Metazoa; Chordata; Aves; Piciformes; Indicatoridae
Gene: NET1
Product: neuroepithelial cell transforming 1
Exons: 10
Coding region: 1-1623 (540 amino acids)
Biological process (GO): positive regulation of Rho protein signal transduction; intracellular signal transduction
Molecular function (GO): guanyl-nucleotide exchange factor activity
Source: RefSeq, a predicted model, not a curated record
AUGGUGGCUCACGACGAGCUCGGGGGAUUGCUCCCCAUCAAAAGGACUAUCCGGGUGAUUGAUGCGCAGAAUCAGUCCUUCAGGGAGCAGGAGGAACCAAGCAAUAAGCGGGUUCGGCCGCUGUCACGGGUCACAUCCCUGGCCAACCUGAUCUCUCCUGUCAGAAAUGGUGCAGUUCGGCGCUUCGGGCAGACAAUACAGUCAUUCACCCUUCGCAGCGACAGCAAAUCUCCUGCCUGCGCCCAGAAGCCAUGCAGCAGAUCUGCUGCCCCUACUCCUCCUAAACGAAGGAACAGCGUGCUCUGGUCUGAGAUGUUAGAUGUCAACAUGAAAGAAUCCUUGAGCACCAAAGAAAUCAAGCGCCAGGAGGCAAUCUAUGAGAUGUCCAGGGGAGAACAGGACCUAAUUGAGGACCUCAAGCUUGCCAGAAAGGCCUAUCAUGAUCCCAUGCUGAAACUCUCUAUCAUGUCUGAGGAGGAACUCACCCACAUAUUUGGGGACUUGGAUUCCUACAUUCCUCUGCAUGAAGACUUGUUGGCAAGUUUAGGAGAAGCAACAAAACCAGAUGGAACAGUGGAGCAGAUUGGGCCCAUUCUUGUGAAGUGGUUACCACGGCUCCAUGCCUACAAAGGUUAUUGUAGCAAUCAGCUGGCAGCCAAAGCCCUUCUGGAUCAGAAGAAGCAGGACCGCAGAGUGCAGGACUUCCUUCAGCGCUGCCUUGAGUCUCCCUUCAGCCGCAAGCUGGACCUCUGGAGCUUCUUGGACAUCCCUCGAAGCCGACUGGUCAAGUACCCACUGCUCCUGAAAGAGAUCCUGAGGCACACUCCCAAAGACCAUCCUGAUAUCCAGAUUCUGGAAGAAGCCAUAUCUAUAAUCCAAGGAGUCCUCUCUGACAUCAACCUGAAGAAGGGGGAGUCAGACUGCCAGUACUACAUUGACAAGCUGGAGUACCUGGAUGAGAAGCAGAAGGACCCAAGGAUUGAAGGCAGCAAAGCUUUACUGUGCCAUGGGGAACUGAAGAAUAAAAAUGGACAUAAACUCUACGUCUUCCUCUUCCAAGACAUCCUGGUGUUGACCCGGCCGGUCACUCGCAAUGAGCGUCAGGCCUACCAAGUGUACAGGCAGCCCAUCCCCGUACAGGAGCUGAUCCUUGAAGACCUGCAGGAUGGUGAUGUGAAAAUGGGAGGGUCCUUCCGAGGAGCUUUUGGCAAUUCUGAUAAAGCUAAAAAUAUCUUCCGAGUUCGUUUCCAAGAGCCCUCUCCGGGCCAGUCCCAUACGCUGCAGGCCAACGACGUCUUCCACAAGCAGCAGUGGGUCAACUGCAUCCGAACCGCCAUCGCUCCCUUCCAGCCAGCCGCCGCUGCCGCUGAGCUGAAGGACCUGCCCGAGCUGAGCGAAGAGAGCGAGGAGAACAACCCCUCCGUGCCCAACACCAGAGCCCAGAGGAGGCAGUUGGCCAUGUCUGGCAUCACCGAGAUGGAGCUCGACGAAAGCACAUCCGAGCGUGGCUCCACCUUGGACUCGGAGGAAAGCAAAGGCACCAAAUCUCACAGAACGUCGUCUGGGCACAGGAAAAGCAGGGAGAAGCAGCUGAGUGGGAAGAGGAAAGAAACCUUGGUGUGAAGAACCUGAGGCCAAACUGUUUAUUUAUAAAUAACUGUGUACAUUUUCCUUCCAAUGUGAGCACCAUGGAGUCGCUCUGCUGAAUGGGAUCUUGGGUUGGUUUUCAUGUUGUCAUGGCAGCUACUGGUAUCCAGCUCACUGUUGAACUGGAGUCUUUUUUUACCUACACCACCACCACAUUUAACCUUGGAGUUAGUGCCACAAGAACCCAAAGUGCUCUUCAAACCUGCCACAGUUUGCUCAUGGCAGGUUUGAAGAGCAUUUUGGGUUCAGAAA